AUGGUCAAAGUCCUCGAAAACCAAAUUGUAGACCUAGACAUCAUGCCCGGCAAAUCGCAACAAGAGCUCAAACAAAAGGCGCAGCAACUCCAACAGCAAGUGGGCGACCAAGUCGGCGAUGCAGCAUCGGCAGCGCAAGGCCAGCUCGGCGAAGCCACUGGCCAGUCCCAAGAACAGCUUAAGGAUGCGCAGGCCCAGGCGCAGAAGUUCGUCGAAGAGAACCUCAGCGAUGAGCAGAAGCAGCAGGUUGGCGGAAUACUCAAUAACAUGAAGAAUGCAGGCGUGGGGGCUGCGGGGACGGUGGGAGGGACGGUCAAGGGCGUGGGGGAUACGCUGGGAAAUACUGUCUACACACUCGGCGCCGGCUUGGGCAAUACAGGCAUGGGCCUUGUGAGCGGUCUGGGAGACACCGGAAAGAGCGCCGUCGGCAUGGGAGGACAACAGCAGAAGCCAGCGGCGGAUAAACCCAAGACGGCGGACAAGCCCAAGUCCGAUAAGCCUGCGGCGGAGAAGAGCAGUGACUCCAAGAAGUCGGACAAGAGCAAUGAGUCCAAGAAGUAUCCUUCGGCGGAGAGCGACGAGUCCAAGAGCAAGAAGUACCCCUCGGCGGAGAAGAAGGAUACCAAGGAUAGCUCGUCCACAAAGUCAUAG
Coniosporium apollinis CBS 100218 is the source of this 651-nucleotide messenger RNA. RefSeq lists its product as uncharacterized. The transcript is spliced from 2 exons. The record is from RefSeq and is a predicted model, not a curated record. Lineage: Eukaryota; Fungi; Ascomycota; Dothideomycetes. The coding region runs from base 1 to 651 and encodes 216 amino acids.